Colletotrichum gloeosporioides is the source of this 2328-nucleotide messenger RNA. RefSeq lists its product as uncharacterized. The transcript has 6 exons. Gene Ontology annotation, molecular function: ATP binding; ATP hydrolysis activity. Lineage: Eukaryota; Fungi; Ascomycota; Sordariomycetes; Glomerellales; Glomerellaceae. The record is from RefSeq and is a predicted model, not a curated record. The coding region runs from base 1 to 2328 and encodes 775 amino acids.
AUGGCACCCAAUUCUGACUUGUGCGAAUCGUCCAAGCUUGAAGAUGACCUCUCCUUCUCUGUCAUCGACCGUAUAACCGACACCAUUCGGGCUGAGAAGGAGGCCAUGAUCAGCCAAGAGGAUCGCGAUGCCAUCGUUCAAGACCUCUACGAAGGCCCCAAGAAGUGCCAAUGCUGCAUCAACUGGAUGACCGAAUGCCCUCAUGGGGUGGAUCUGGCCGCUCUCGAGAAAGAUGAAAGUGACGACGACGAGUCCAACCCGAUCAUCGUGAGACGCCGCGUCACUCCCGGAAAGGCAGGCAGUCUCGUCACGAUCCAUUCUAUCGACAUACGCCACGCAGCGACUCGCAAAGUCCUCAUUGAUGUCUUCCAGCCUUACGACGGCAUCGUUCACUAUCUCAAAUACCUUGCUUUCCUGGCGCCUUUUCAUCAGUUCUUCUGGCGCUGGGAGGCAUUCGAGAAGGCUAUUGCCGAUGAGGAGGACGAACAGGUCAAGAAGAUCUUGAUCAUUCUGAGAUCCAUCGUCAAACGCGAGCUCGCAGGGGCCUUUGCGGUCAGCAAGGAGCUCAUCAGCCACGGCAUGGUUACGUACGACUACCUCUGGACUCUCUUCCCUCCAGGCGAGCUUGUCUACUCGGAUUGGCGCGUCGACCGUGACCGUUUGUUUGUUGUUCAAGGACAUGGAACCAACCGCAUGGACCCGAACAAACUCGAACUCUGGCUCAACUACGUCAAUUACAACAGCGACGAUUUUGGAGUAGCCGUCCAGAGCGAGUCCAUUCCCCGCUUCAGAGGCACACGACCCAUCAACGAGCUGGGUCUUUACCCUGCAAAGUAUCACGAUGACUUCGAUGGUGUACAGAAGCGUCUGAUUGAAAGGGGCCGCAGAUUCGCCAGUCUUGCUGGGAAGCACUACAAGGCCUAUCGCCCUGAUCGAUUUGAUGACUCGGGUGCAGAAAUUCGAGUCAUGAUUGAUACGGACUACGAUAGAUGUCCUGGUGGGAGCUGCGCUGCGUUUGGAAAUCGGGACGACAACUCAGUCUUCCUCCAACGGACACAGCUGAUAGUACAGGGGCCUAUUGAUGCACCGCCAGCAAAGGGCCAUGUACCUCUUCGGCGCGAGCGCAGCGGAGAUGAGAAUGACUCUUUCUACAGUGGUGAAGAACAUGUUCCACCUCCUCGAAGGCGUCCCGCCCCCUUCACACCACUCUUUCCAACGCCUCCGUUCGACCCACGUGCAACCGCUGGUUUCCAACACAGGCCACCUUCGUUUUCACCGACGUCAUCAUCAUCUUCAGAUCCACUAUUCCCACCACGACCAGAUAUAACAGAGGAUGACUCAGACGCGAGUCGCCCUCCUCCUUUAGGUCGCUUUGAAAUAGAAAGUUUCAGGAUCAACAGGGCUCGAAAUCGACUCACUGACUUCCGACUGUCACUGUGCGUUCCUCGUGUACUGGGAUUCAAUCUCAAGGAGAAAACAUGGGAAAACUUUGAAGUUGACCGGAUCCAUGACAUCGAGUGGAACACGAAGCCAUUCGAGAGCCUGGUACUUCCUGAUGGGUAUAAGGAGCUAAUCCUUGCAUUUGUGGAGAGCCAAGUCAAAGACAACGAUAACUUUGACGAUGUCAUCAACGGCAAAGGCGGUGGCCUCGUUGCUUUGCUUGCUGGUGCUCCUGGAGUUGGCAAAACUCUUACUGCUGAAUCAGUCGCGGAAAAGAUAAAGGCUCCACUCUUCAAGAUGGAACUGGGCGAAUACAAUGAGGACGAUCCUGAUCAUUACGAUACGCCGCGCCACCCGGCUCGUCGGCCUGGUGGGAGAAGUGUAGCUGUUGGGGUCCAGCACAGAAGAGGGGACAUCGCCGGAGCAUUCGAGCUUGCUGCGAGAUGGGGUGCUGUCCUCCUUAUUGACGAGUGCGACGCUUACCUGGAGCAGCGCAGUGACAGCUCGUCUCAGCGAAACAGUUUGGUCGCUCGAUUCUUGAGAGAGCUGGAGUACUACCCCUCGCUCCUAUUCCUUACGACCAAUCGCGAGAAGUCCUUGGACCCGGCUGUCCAUUCUCGUGUCCAUCUGACAAUCAACUAUCCAGCUCUUGAUGAGCCGUCCAGGCAGAAGGUCUGGAUGACCUUCCUCGAGAAGUCUGGGUCUAAGCUUUCUGACGAGAAGCUAAUGGCUCUCUCUUACAUUGAAAUUGAUGGUCGGAAGAUCCGCAACAUUGUCAAGACCGCCGGUAUUGUGGCAAGAAGGGAUAGCCGUUCUAUUAGAUUUGAUGACCUCAAGAAGGUCAUGAAGAUUACGGAAGGCAUCGAGCUUAAGGAACCUGGCCAUUGA